Molecule: messenger RNA, 1248 nt
Organism: Acytostelium subglobosum LB1
Lineage: Eukaryota; Evosea; Eumycetozoa; Acytosteliales; Acytosteliaceae
Exons: 2
Coding region: 1-1248 (415 amino acids)
Biological process (GO): intracellular signal transduction; regulation of MAPK cascade; protein phosphorylation
Cellular component (GO): cytoplasm
Molecular function (GO): ATP binding; protein serine/threonine kinase activity
Source: RefSeq, a predicted model, not a curated record
AUGACUAGUUUGAACGCACACAUUACACAGGGCGAUCCCGAACAAUUGUUUAGGGUGAUAGAGGUGAUAGGACAGGGCUCAUUCGGUCUGGUAUGCACUUGUAUCAACACAAUGACCAAUAACAUAGUGGCGAUCAAGUUCCUCGAGACAGAGCCCGACGAUGCCAACCAGACGCUGAAACGCGAGAUCACCAUCCUCAAGAACACUGCCGAGUGUCCCAACAUCGUUCAAUAUCACGGCUGCUAUCUUAAGGACAACAAUCUGAUGAUCGUCAUGGAGUACUGCGACGGCGGCUCCGUGCUCGACAUCAUGUCAAUGUGCGAGCGCAAGCUGACCGAGCGCCAGAUCGCCGCCGUCCUCUACGACGUCCUCCAGGGACUGGUCUAUCUUCACAGCAACAAGAUCCUGCAUCGCGAUAUCAAGGCAGGCAAUGUACUAUUAAACAGACAAGGCAAAGCCAAGCUCUCAGACUUUGGAGUGUCGGCCAUCCUCGUCAACACUGGUUUCAAACAGAAGACUGUUGUCAUAUUUGUCAUCCCAUUCCGCCAGGCACCCACACUGGAGGUGCCUGGCAACUGGUCCAAGGAGUUCAACGACUUUGUCACGAUCUGUCUGAACAAGGAGGCCGACAAGCGGCCCACGGCCAAGGAGCUGCUGGAACACCCAUUCAUUCAGCGCGGCAAGAUUGACUGCGACAAGAUCAUUUCAGAGCUGGUGGAGGAGUCGAUACCCGUCAUGCAGGAGUACCGUCGACGCAAGGCAGAGGAGGAAUACGAGGACGACGAAGAGCCCAUUGGCGCAGGCGUCGUCGAGAAGGGCACGCUGUUCAAGCUCAACACAGCCACCAACACAGCCACCGUGCUGGCCGACGGCGGCACGCAGCAGUCCAACGGUGGCACGUUCAUCCACAAUCCCAAUGGCGACAGCUACUCUGGCUCCAACAGCAGUGGCACCGUGGUGUUCUCGAGUCGUGGCGGCACCACCACCUCCAAUUGUAACAGUAUUGUAUUCAAUAGCACCAGUAACAGCAGCAGUCUGUACGCCGAUCUGGACGAGUAUGACAGCGGCUCGGUCGUCUUCCAGGGCACGCUCAAAGAGAAGUUUGAAAAGAUGAAGCUACAGUAUGAGCAGGAUCAUUACAACAACAGUGGUGGUGGUGAUACAGGCUCAGUCAUAUUCAACAACACAGGCAGCAACAACAACAAUGACAACGAUGAUGAUGAUGAUGACGAUGACGACCAACAAUAA